AACAUCAACAAUCCUUCCAGGUUCAGGCUGGGGCGAAGUGUCAGUGUGGUCAAAGCUAAGCCUCACUUUGUCUGGUAUUUCGCCGAUUUAUUUCUAGUUUUUUUUACUUUUUUUUUAAUAAGUAGUGUGUUGUAGCAUCCCAGAUAUGUCGUUGUUUGGUAAAAUAUUUGGAGGAGGAGGAAAAGGAGGAAAGGGACCGAGCCCGCAGGAGGCGAUCCAGAAACUCCGAGAGACGGAGGAGAUGCUAACGAAGAAACAGGAAUUUUUGGAGAAAAAGAUCGAACAGGAGCUGCAAAUCGCCAAGAAAAACGGCACGAAAAACAAACGAGCGGCUCUGCAGGCUUUGAAAAGAAAGAAGAGGUACGAGAAGCAGCUCGCUCAGAUUGACGGUACGCUGUCGACCAUCGAGUUCCAGAGGGAGGCUCUGGAGAACGCCAACACCAACACUGAAGUGCUCAAGAACAUGGGCUUUGCUGCCAAGGCCAUGAAGUCUGCUCAUGAAAACAUGGACAUUGACAAGGUGGACGACCUGAUGCAGGACAUUACAGAGCAGCAGGAGCUGGCCCAGGAAAUCUCUGACGCCAUCUCUAAACCUGUCGGCUUUGGAGAGGAGUUUGAUGAGGAUGAGCUGCUGGCGGAGCUGGAUGAGCUUGAACAGGAGGAGCUGGACAAAAACUUGCUGGAGAUUGGGGGACCAGAGAACGUCCCCCUCCCCAACGUGCCUUCUACUUCAUUACCUUCCAGACCUGCCAAGAAAGAGGAGGAUGAGGACGACAUGGAGGACCUGCAGCGCUGGGCGAUGGAAGCCAUGUAAACACCGCAUCCACCACAUCAUACCUGCAUCAGAGAGGGAAGAGGAAGGGACAAGGGGAGAAUGAAUGGACUGAUAGGAUGUUGUGUAUGUCGAGUGUUUUUGUGUGUCUGGGGAGAGCUGACCGUCUACUUUAUGUAACACUACAAAAAAGCAAAAAUGCUGUAGUCUCUCUUUUUUUUCCAUCCCCUUCACUACCUUUAUCUCGACACCCCUGGGUGCUCAAUGAAAGCGAGCCAAUCAGGGGUUUUUAUAUUGAAGCUCUAUCACUGUACCUUGGCAAAGUUAACCUAAUAUUUUUACCCUCAAUUUUAACACAGUACUAGCACUUCAUGGUCCUUGUACUGGGCAGGGCUGUUUCAACACCCAUCAAGCUCAUAUUGAAGUGUAAUGUUAUGAGCUCUGUGGUGCGAUAAUGGAGCUGUUGUCAGAUUAGUGUUGCAGGCUGUGUGGUGUUCUAAACAUCACUGGAUGACGGGAAUUUUCACGGGAGCUUAAUCCUCAGAUAUCUGUUUCUGACUCACAUAUUUACCUGUAUUUGUGGCGUUAAACUUGCUGGAUGUUUUUUUUCCCCCUUUAUGACAAAAUUAACAAUCCUUCACUCCGUUUAUAUAUUUUUUGUAACUGCUCUUGAAAAUAGGAGAACAGGUGAGCAUGUGCUGCGUGAAGAAGCUAGGAGCUGUGUGUUUGCCAGAAUCCAGACCUCUUGUUUCAGGUUGUGUAUUUUGUCCCUCCCCACCUCAGUGACACCCCCCCAGGCAUUUUCACCAGUGGUUCUUGCUAUAUGGUGUAAAUAUCCCAAAUGUGUCUCUGUUUUUAUAUACUGUAUUUUUGCUGUCACCGAGAGGUUCUGUUGAGGUUGUGUGAAGCAUGCAACAAUGGGAAGUCACAAUACAGAUCACAACGCACAGCUAAAAAAAGAGAGAUGUUUAACCUAACACUUUCAUCCUGCUCUGUCUGUCUUGGUCCUUCUCAUAAGGGUUUUUGUUUCAAAUUGUAUAAUGUUAAAAUAACAAUAAUAAUAAACUAUUGUCACACCUUAUUAACUGCAUCCAGAGGGAGAUGGUGGUUUAUAAAAGAUUAGAUUAUAGUCAAUCUACAACAUAAGCAUUUUGGAGUUUAAAGAGUUAAUUCCUUUAGUUUUUCAAAGUCGUGAUGUACAUUUUUUACAUUAAAAAAGAGAGAAACAUAACACAAGGACGGAUGGACAAGCAUGUUUGCAUUUCUAUGUUUUAUUUAUCCAGAUGAGAAUAUUAUUUGCAAAAUCAUUAAAGGUUUUCAAUUCUUUUAUUGUA
This is a messenger RNA of Toxotes jaculatrix (banded archerfish), 2106 nucleotides long. RefSeq names its product charged multivesicular body protein 4b-like. The record is from RefSeq and is a predicted model, not a curated record. The transcript has 5 exons. Gene Ontology annotation, cellular component: cytoplasmic side of plasma membrane; ESCRT III complex; multivesicular body. Lineage: Eukaryota; Metazoa; Chordata; Actinopteri; Toxotidae. Bases 146 to 814 code for a protein of 222 amino acids. Gene Ontology annotation, biological process: vesicle budding from membrane; late endosome to vacuole transport via multivesicular body sorting pathway.